UUUACUGUUGCCGCUCAUUUGUGUGUUGUGCCAUCGCUUCUGCUCCGUUUGUUUUAUCACGACCUGUAGCCAGACUUGACGAUAGAAUCGACAGAAGCCCUCAGAUAAACCUACAAGUAAACGUUGCAUCGUCGCAAGAACCAAACGCUGAAGGCAAACAUGCAGAGCUCUACAUCAGGGCUCGUGUCAAGACUAGUGCAAGUCUGCGCCCGCGACUCUGGUGGGGCGAGUGCGUCGACAUCAGCUGCAUUUUCUUUGUUAUGGAGCGCGCAAAGCGCGCAACGCGGAAUGGCUGUACAGGUGGAGGUGAAGGAUAAUCGUGUACAGCAAGCGCUAUCAGAGCUAAAUCGCAAGCGUGAGGAGGCCGGCAUCCCCGAGGAGCUGCGCAAGCGGAGAUACCACAUGAACGGUAGUGAGAAGCGGUUCUUGCGGGAAAAGCGAGCGUAUAAGCACGCGGUGGGAGAGGUGGUGUCCGAGCGUGUCAAAUGGCUGAUGAUGCGGAAGAAGGGGGGCCAGUGAAGCAGCCACUGGGGUCCUCUUUUGACAAUGAUACUGUGAAGGGGUUAUGAGAGGGCUGUUGUGAAGGGGGCAUUGGGAAACGUGUACGGGUGGGCCGUGUGUUGUGCACGGGCUAACACCGUGAGUGUGUCAGAGGUACUGUGUUGUGGUGGAUGCUGCCUUGCUGGUGCCGGUUGCAUGAGCCCCGAUUCGGGCCUUGGCGAGCGUGUCGGUGGGUACAAGCAGUACACACUCGUUGCCCAAAACGGCUAGUUGCACUGCUGCCACGUUUGGCAUAGCUUGAGGGCGCGGUGACGCCGCCUUGUGAUGCUAGUGCACAGCAGGCGCGUGUGGCAUCAGUUCAUGUGUGGUGCGGCCAUUUUGUUUGCACGUCAUGGUUCUUCAGGUACAGGCUGACUUGCCUGCUCGACGGCCUUGCGACCCCGGCAUGCACCGUGUAGCUGCUUGCAUUGGUAGCCCGCUGGCACAUCAGCACACGAAUUUAGUAACACUGUUGUGUGCAUGCUCUUGCCAAGGAUGGCAGCGGAAGUGUCGGGCUGUCACUUCACUGGUCAUCCGCAUCCUUAAGUGGCAUGUGCGGUGGGGGGAGGAGUGAUGUGCCAGCUGAUGUCGACCAGUUCUGCAGGUGCUAGGCGGCUGAGCACGAACGGCAACGUAUGGGCUACACUAGACAGUGCUAAUGGCUUUAACUGCUUUGCAUUCGCGCGGUGAAAGGGACAGUGCUGGCCUGCUGGGGCAAUGUAGGGACAGUGAAUGGCUGGUCGCCUGGUGGCUGCGCUGACACUCGUGUAGCCUGGUGGCACUUCCGUUUGCGGUUUCUAGCAACAUGUGCAGGAGUCGCCACCAAAAAGGAAUGUAACAUAGCUGGAGU
Messenger RNA from Chlamydomonas reinhardtii, 1390 nucleotides. RefSeq lists its product as uncharacterized. Gene Ontology annotation, biological process: translation. Gene Ontology annotation, molecular function: structural constituent of ribosome. The transcript has a single exon. The coding region runs from base 289 to 519 and encodes 76 amino acids. The record is from RefSeq and is a predicted model, not a curated record. Gene Ontology annotation, cellular component: ribosome. NCBI's taxonomy places the organism in Eukaryota, Viridiplantae, Chlorophyta, Chlorophyceae, Chlamydomonadales, Chlamydomonadaceae.